AGUCUGGUGUGUUCUCUUGUUGCAGAGUACGGUGUCUGUGAGAACCUGCGGAAGCUGGAGAUCACGGGCGUGUCAUGUCGCGACGUUUAUGCCAAGCUGCUUCAUCGAUACAGACACAUUUUGGGGCUGUGGCAGCCAGACAUCGGGCCAUAUGGAGGACUGCUGAAUGUGGUGGUGGACGGCCUGUUCAUCAUCGGCUGGAUGUACCUCCCUCCUCACGACCCCCAUGUUGGUGACCCCAUGCGAUUCAAGCCUCUGUUUAGGAUCCACCUGAUGGAAAGGCAGUCAGCCACGGUGGAAUGUAUGUACGGCCACAAAGGACCUCACAGUGGCCACAUCCAGAUCGUGAAGAAGGACGAAUUCUCUACCAAGUGCAACCAGACGGACCACCACAGGAUGUCGGGUGGGAGGCAGGAGGAGUUCCGGACCUGGCUGAGGGAGGAGUGGGGCCGCACGCUGGAGGACAUCUUCCAUGAGCACAUGCAGGAGCUGAUCCUGAUGAAGUUCAUCUACACCAGUCAGUACGACAACUGCCUGACGUAUCGCCGGAUCUACCUCCCGCCCAGCCACCCCGAUGACCUCAUCAAGCCAGGCCUCUUCAAGGGUACCUACGGCAGCCACGGCCUGGAGAUUGUGAUGCUCAGCUUCCACGGCCCACGUGCUAGGGGCACCAAGAUCACGGGUGACCCCAACAUUCCUGCUGGACAGCAGACAGUGGAGAUCGACCUGCGGCACCGCAUCCAGCUGCCGGAUGUGGAGAACCUUCGCAACUUCAAUGAGCUCUCGAGAAUCGUCCUGGAGGUCCGAGAGCAGGUGCGUCAGGAGCAGCAGCAGGAGGCUGGUGAGGGCCCUGCCUCACCCCAGGAGCCACAGUCAGCCAGGGGGUCCGACGGCUCGCUAGCUGAGGACAGCAGAGAGCCUGGCCGUGGAGUCGCAGCCGCCAAGCAGCCAGCCUCAUCUGGGCAGGGGCAGCCGUUCGUGCUGCCCGUGGGUGUGAGCUCGAGGAAUGAGGACUAUCCUCGCACCUGCAGGCUCUGUUUCUAUGGCACAGGCCUCAUCGCUGGCCACGGCUUCACCAGCCCGGAGCGCACACCCGGUGUCUUCGUCCUGUUUGAUGAGGACCGCUUUGGGUUCCUCUGGCUGGAACUAAAGUCCUUCAGCCUGUACAGCCGGGUCCAGGCUGCCUUCCAGAACGCGGAUGCACCAUCGCCACAGGCCUUCGAUGAGAUGCUGAAGAACAUCCAGUCCCUCACCUCCUGACCGUCGUGUCGCGUCCGCACCGAGCGGCGUAGGCCAGGGCCUGCUGGGGUGGAAGCAGCAUGUACUUUGGAAAUGAACACGCGCCUCCUCACUAGGGCCCCAGCGGCCCCAGACACUUUAUGUAUAGCGUGUAACAUAUUGUACAUUUGAUUUUCGGGAGCUGUGAAGGGGAAGGCUGAGCAUGUGAGAAAAAAAGGAAAGAGGAAGGAGCGGGGGGCGGGAGGGGUCUGUCUAGCUGAGUGGCCCUGACACACAAAAUCAAGCUGAGAGUGCCGUGUCCUCAGAGAGGGCUAUGACACAGCCUCCAUCCUUCCCCUGUGCAGCUGAAAUGCAUCAUGGGAGCUGUUCUGCUGCACUUGGUCCCCCUGCAUGAGCCGAGUAGUCACAGUUGGAUGUGGUCAGGUAGAGACAGGGAACAUGGUGACCAUGUGGAGUUGGCAGCAUGUCAGGUGUGGGACCCUAAGUGGAUUUUCAGUUCCUUGGAUUUUCACUGUGACCCUUUUCCCUAGUGAGAUGGGGCUGCUGCUAAGAGGUCAGCAAGGAUUGUCACUCAUCUAUCCUGGUGGCCUCUGGCCCAUGUCGCACCUGCCAAGCUGCCAUGCCACUUGCUUGUCCAGCAGACAAGACUUGCUCUGUAGAGAGCUGCCCUUCCUGUUUGCAGGCCCUGCCCUGGUCUGAUAGCACAUUGUGUCCCUGUAGGCUUUGUUUCAUGGUGUGUGCAGGUGACGGUUUUCUAGAGUCAUAGCUCUGUGUGGCAGUGCCCAUGGAGGCCACGCCAACUGAGAACUCCACUGACCCUGGGUGCCGGGCCAUUCUGAUAUCUCUGCUGGUGAUUCCUGGCUGAGGUCUUGCCACCGUUAGUGUCUCCUGAAGGCCAGAAACCCGGAGCCCAGAGCCUUGGGAACUCCCUUUGGCACCUCCUCAGCCUGUGGCUCUCCACUCUUUUAGUGGACCUCUAGGCUACCUUCCCUCCUGGUUGCUUCAAGUGGUCAGGCUGGCUGCUCAGAGCACAUCCUGUUUGUGAGGGACCCUGGAAGGUAGCUGCACGUGGGGCUUUGCACAGAGACACGAGGGUGCACAUGUCCUCCCUGACUGACCUUUGCUCCAGCCCCUGUACCCAGCACCUUCUCCCCUUGCUCCAGGAGCAGAUUACGAGAGCUUCGGGACAACAGUCGUCAUGUCCUGCCUAGCCAGGCUUGGGGACACUGGCUUACCGCCAGGUAUGUAGUGGGGUCUGCAGCCGACUGCCAGGCUGGGUCCCAACCUCUAGCAUCUUUGCAGAAUAGAGCUCAGACCUUUUGUCACCUUCCGUCCUUGUUAGUCCUGACUUUCUCCUGUGCAGAUGAGGCAGGUCCCGAACAGUGGUGAUGAGACAUGCAGCCUCAGGGACAGUGGAGACUGAUUGCUGGGUGUGUGGCCGGCUCUUCAGGCCUCGCUGUGCUCUCAGAAAAUCAAGAGGAUGCAUUUCUCCCCCAGAGCCCGAGGCUUGUGGGGGGUGGGGGUGGGGGGAAGGCCAGCAGAGCUGUCCCCUUAGCACUAAGAAGCAUAUCAAGAGCUACUACUUCAGAGUAAGAAAGGUCUCAGGUUCAGGGGUCAUACCUUCUAGUUAGUGUUUGGUGUCUGAGUGGUUCCUACUGAUGGCAUUGCCAUGGCUACUAGCCUGGCUUCUGGCUCCUGGUGUGUGGGAUCCAGGAUCUGUAGGUCUGUCCUGGUGGUUAUGGCCUGGGUGACAGCCAGUAGCUAGGAAGGCACUGCCUUAUCUGCACACCGGCUCCUCUUGGCCACUAGGAUCCUCCAGUUCGGAGAAUGUGGCUUUCUGUCCUAGGCCUCAGCCCCUUCCGGUUGAGUAGGGACAUGUGCAGGUUCCAUAAGUCACCAGCCUUGACCAUGGUGCCCCGUCCUCUGCAGGUGAGGGUUGGUAAGGGUUGACAUCGCUGUUGGAUAUAGGUGAUAACAGCUUCAGAGGAGCCUGUGCUCCCAGUGUAGAGAGCAGAGCCACGUCCACGGUGUUCCAUGGUGGCAGGUGGGUGGCAUCCCUGGUCCUCCCCACACGGCACUUUGCCGCUUUGCAGCUGAGGCUGUGUAGGAAGUUGGUGGGAAGACCUUCCAGGGUCUGCAUUUUUGACCAAGCUCUGCUGUGUGUGGAGAUCGUGUGAUUGAGGUCAGGUGCAAGGUUCCAGAGGAUGUGUCUGUGUGGGCUGGAGAUCUCUGCUGAGGACGUUGCAAAUGUCUGUGUCUAGUCCCUGAUGUGGGCAAGCCCCACAGUGUCAGGGUGCUGGCCGCCAUUGCUCAGACCUUUGACAUUGAUUGUGGUGUGUGAAUGGCUUUGGGAGUCUUGUGGGAGUUCUGGACUCCUUUUUCCCUUGGUCCUGACCCUGUGCUGGGUUCCUGGUUGCUGCUGGCUGCCAGUGGCAUGUGUUCAAGGUCUGACCCGUCUCCUCUGCAGCAACCUCGCCCCUCUUCCCGGGGUCCUCCUUGACCCUGCAUGCUGCCUGCAGCAAGGGUGGCUUAGCGGUGGCUGGCCUUGGUCAGAUGCUGUGCCAGCCAGUCCCUCCCCACUUCAUGCACAGUGGGCUUGGAGGCACGUGUCUGUUAGACUUACCAAGAACAUGGAGCUGGGCACUGUGUUCUAGACGGCACUGACUCCCACCUGCUGACUGGCUCUCCCCAGCCCACCAGCAGUUUGCUCUGUGGUCUGUAAGCUCUCACCCUACCUUCCUGUGCGCACUUGUUAGUGCUCAUGGGCAGCAGUGGAGAGGAACCACCCUCCUCAGACCUCACCCCAUGAACUCUAGGUCAUCUGAUUUCCCAGAUUCUGACUCUCUUCUUCAAGACAGUGAGGCACAGGCGACACUAAGCAUCCAGUCCUGUAAUGUGAGGCUGCCCUGCCCCCCCGGCUCCUACCUCUCCCCUGACCCCUUGUCCUGAUUGGAAAGUGUCCCUGUGUAACCCUCACCUCUGUCAGCCUCCUCAGGUUUUUGUGUUAUCAUAGGCUGGGUCUGCGGUUCUGCUGGGGAUCUGGGUAGGGUCUGUCCUACAGAGGCUUCUGCAGCAGGAGGGUGUGGCUUGGUACUGUGGGGAUUUGACUCAUUCACAGUCCAUGGCCCAUGUGGUCAGCCUUUGGUGGGCGGAGCAACCCUGAAGACAGCUGCAGGGAAGUCUGUGGGUCCUUCUGUGUUCACAGAAACCAGCCGGAGCUUCUCAGCCCAGCUUCGCUUUCGCUAGUGUUUGGGCUCACGAGCCUGUUUGGAAAAUGUGGGUUUGCUGGAGCGCCUCCAAGCCCCGGCCCAGACACAGUUCUUGACAGACCUUUCAGGUCAGCUUAGGUUUGCCUGAGGGUCACAGAGGGCCUGGAAAGAACAGCUGCUGUUGUCCCUGGCCCCGGUGUCCCCUGUGAAGUUGUCACCAGGACGUGUGGUUCUUCCUCCUUUCAGUUUUGAGUAAAUGGUUUUGAAGCCUUGCUCUGA
Messenger RNA from Nannospalax galili (Upper Galilee mountains blind mole rat), 4727 nucleotides. It is a transcript of the gene Fbxo31, whose product is annotated as F-box protein 31. Bases 202 to 1260 code for a protein of 352 amino acids. The record is from RefSeq and is a predicted model, not a curated record. The transcript is spliced from 8 exons. NCBI's taxonomy places the organism in Eukaryota, Metazoa, Chordata, Mammalia, Rodentia, Spalacidae.